Trichoderma breve is the source of this 843-nucleotide messenger RNA. RefSeq names its product EVE domain-containing protein. The record is from RefSeq and is a predicted model, not a curated record. Lineage: Eukaryota; Fungi; Ascomycota; Sordariomycetes; Hypocreales; Hypocreaceae. Bases 1 to 843 code for a protein of 280 amino acids. Gene Ontology annotation, cellular component: nucleus. The transcript has 4 exons.
AUGCCUCCACGGAAGCGCAUCAGAGAUGAAGGCGAGGCAGCUGAGCCAGUGGCUAAGCGACGCUCGUCACGACAAGCGGCAGCAUCAAUUAAAAAAGCCGAGGAAAAGGAACAAAUUACGCCAGAAGUGAAGAAAGCCGCUGCUCCAACCAAGAAGCGUGCUGCUACUGCAAAGGAAACCAAGAGCGUCAUCAAAUCAGCAGACGACAAGAAGAAAGCUGCUAAAAAGGACAGCAAGAAGACCAAUGCAAAGAAUGAAGAUGAUGAAAAGGCAUCAUCAGAUGCACCGCGUCACGACGGCGAGUGGUAUUGGCUGAUGAAGGCCGAGCCGGAGACGCGAUUUGAGAAUGGCAUUGACGUCAGGUUCUCGAUUGAUGAUUUGCGGGCAAAGGAGAAGCCUGAAGGAUGGGAUGGAAUAAGAGCGUAUGCGGCGCGCAAUCACAUGAGGAACAUGAAUCAGGGCGAUAAAGCCUUCUUCUACCACUCCAACUGCAAAGAACCCGGCAUCGCAGGCAUCAUGGAGAUUGUCAAGGAGUUUUCCGAAGACAGAAGCGCUCGUCGCCCAGGAACGCCCUACUACGACCCGCAAUCCUCAAAGGACAAUGUCCGCUGGAGCCUGGUCCACGUCGAGUUCAGAAAGAAGUUUGCCGUGCCGAUUGGCCUCAAGGAGCUGCGCGAGCUGGGCAAGCCGGGGGGUCCGUUGGAGAACAUGCAGAUGCUGAAGCAGGGCCGGUUGAGCGUGAGCAGAGUCAGUGCGGAGGAGUGGAAGGCGCUCUGUGAGAUUGCGGAUAAGAAGGCGGAGGAGGCUGGACUGAAGCACGAGACGACCAAGUUGACCAAAUGA